Molecule: messenger RNA, 937 nt
Organism: Arabidopsis arenosa
Lineage: Eukaryota; Viridiplantae; Streptophyta; Magnoliopsida; Brassicales; Brassicaceae
Source: the annotation of a GenBank genome assembly
AGAGCUAAAAACCCUAAAUCCUCAAUUCAUCAAAGUUUCGUUCUUUAUCUUUUUCGCCAAAUUGGUUCCAAACCCAGAGCAAUUAGUGUUGAUUCGGCUCGUACGUACCAAUCAGGACCUGCUUCAAGCCCAAGCUUAUCGAUAUGGAGACGGAAGAAAGAAAUGAGCAAAGAAGGUUUAAUCGCUGCCAAAGAGCUCAAGCGACUCCAAACCCAAUUAGUCCGACUUGAUCAAUUCAUCUCUUCUCAUGUCUCUCGUCUCCUUAAAUCUGAUCUUGUUUCUGUUCUUGCUGAGUUUCAGAGACAAAACCAAGUUUUCCUCUGUAUGAAGCUCUAUGAAGUUGUGAGAAGAGAAAUAUGGUAUAGACCGGAUAUGUUUUUUUACAGAGACAUGCUAAUGAUGCUUGCAAGAAACAAGAAAGUGGAUGAAACCAAGAAAGUAUGGGAAGAUUUAAAGAAAGAAGGAGUUUUGUUUGAUCAACAUACAUUUGGAGACCUUGUUCGAGCGUUUUUGGAUAACGAACUUCCGUUAGAAGCAAUGAGAUUGUAUGGAGAGAUGAGAGAUUCUCCUGACCCGCCUUUGUCUCUACCUUUUCGAGUUAUUCUGAAAGGACUUGUUCCUUAUCCUGAGUUGAGAGAGAAAGUGAAAGAUGAUUUCUUGGAGCUUUUCCCUGGAAUGAUUGUGUAUGAUCCUCCCGAGGAUUUGUGCGAAGAAAGUGAUGAAGAUGCGAGAACAGAUAGUGAUCUUGAGUAGAGAGGUAGUUUUGUUUAUGAGAUACUGAUUUCUUGAAUCGUUUCUUGGUUUAGUUUACACUCGAGAUCUAAGUGAUUGAAAUAUCUUCUUGAGGUCUACCCGAUUUAUCUUCUUGAUUGUACUCUUCUAUCUUCUUGAUUGAAAUGAAUCGUCUUUGGAUAUAGAACAAAUUAUGGCUGUUGAU